Molecule: messenger RNA, 1818 nt
Organism: Perca flavescens (yellow perch)
Lineage: Eukaryota; Metazoa; Chordata; Actinopteri; Perciformes; Percidae
Product: golgin subfamily A member 6-like protein 22
Exons: 2
Coding region: 1-1818 (605 amino acids)
Source: RefSeq, a predicted model, not a curated record
AUGGCGAGCUGGUGGACGUCUGCAGACAGCCUGGAGCUGGAGGAAAACUCCAUAGUGUCUCGGCUCAUUCAGGCAGUCGGCCUGUUUGGAGAUAUUCUGUCUUUAGAGGACACGAUGCUGUCUGAAGACAACAGAGAGGAGGACAACACUGACGGGACUGCUUCAGGGGAGGAGGAGGGUGCUCGACAAGCAGGAGACAGAACGGUAGAGGAUGAAGUGACGAUGGAGGAAGACAGAGAGGAGAAGCAGAAGGAUGGAGGAGAGCAACAGGUUGAAGACCGGAAAGAUACAAAUGAGAGCAAAGAGGAAGAAUAUUUUCAACGAGGAGAAAAAGAGAAAGAAGACGAUAAAGGUGCCAAAGAUGAUGGAAAUGUUGAAGUAGAGAAAGAAAAGCAGGUAGAAGUAAGAGAAGAGGAGGAUGAAGGGACAGAAAAGGUGGGGGAGGAAGAGGGGGAAGAAAAAGAGGUACGUGGAGGAGGUGUAGAGCAAGAUAUUAAGACUGAAAAGAAGAAGGAAGGAGAGGUUUGUGAGAGAGAAAACAAAGAUGAAACGGCAGAAAUGACGGAGAAAGUAAAGGAGGUAGAGGACGAGAAAGGGGAGGACAAUGUAGAGAAGCAAGAAGAAAAGAUAGAUGGAAGAGGGGAAGAGCAGGUGUUAGAAAAAGAGGUAGAGGACGAGCACAAAGAGGCAAAAAUAGAAAAAGAAAAUGUGGAGGAAAAGGAUGAAGCAAAGACUCAAAGAGAGCAAGAGGAAGAACAAAGGGAGAAGGAGGUAGAUGAAGAGACAGAAAGACUGGAUGAAGAAGAGGAUAGAGAACACAGAAACGUAGUGGGAGAAGAAGAAAAUGAACUUAUAAAAGACGGAGAAGAGAAAGAAAAGGAGGAAGAAAAGGUAGACGAAGAAGAGGAGCAAGCAAAAGAAAAAGAAGAUAAGAAGGUUACAGAGGAGGGAAGAGAGGAUUACCGAACAGAGAAAGAAGAGGUAAAGGAUAAAAGAAAAGAACAAAGGGAGAUAAAGAAAGGAGAGGAGUAUGAGGAAGCAAAAGAUGGAGAGAAAAAGUUAAGGAUGAAGGAAGAAGAAAAGUUGGUUAUGGAGGAUGGAAGAGCAGAAAAGGAGAGGGAGAGUCAUGAUGAAGACAAGGUUGAAGAACAGAGGGAGGAAGAGAUGGAGGAAAAAGAAGUAAAGGAGAUAAAAGGACAUGAAGGACAAGAUGUUGGAAAAGAAGAAGAGAUGGAGGAUACAGGAGAAAAGGAGGUAGAGAAAGAAGAAGAGAUGGAGGAUACAGGAGAAAAGGAGGUAGAGAAAGAAGAAGAGGUGGAGGAUACAGGAGAAAAGGAGGUAGAGAAAGAAGAGAUGGAGGAUACAGGAGAAAAGGAUGUAGAGAAAGAAGAGAUGGAGGAUACAGGAGAAAAGGAGGUAGAGAAAGAAGAAGAGAUGGAGGAUACAGGAGAAAAGGAGGUAGAGAAAGAAGAAGAGGUGGAGGAUGGAGGGAUACAGGAAAGAAAAUGGAGAUACAGGAGGGAAGAAAAGAAGAUGGAGGAUACAGGAGAAAAGGAGGUAGAGAAAGAAGAAGAGAUGGAGGAUACAGGAGAAAAGGAGGUAGAGAAAGAAGAAGAGAUGGAGGAUACAGGAGAAAAGGAGAUAGAGGAAGAAAAAGAGAUGGAGGAUACAGGAGAAAAGGAGAUAGAGAAAGAAGAAGAGAUGGAGGAUAAAGGAGAAAAGGAGGUAGAGAAAGAAGAAGAGAUGGAGGAUACAGGAGAAAAGGAGGUAGAGAAAGAAAAAGAACAGGUUGAUGGAAAAGAAGAAAUGGAAGGAUAA